CUUGGUGGGGUUCCUAUUCCCGGUAAUUUGUAUACUUCCCCUCCAGAAAUUCUCACUAUGCCGAUCUCAACCAUAUUGACAUAGGUUUUUCCACUGCGAGUCGAUUCCAGUUAUACAUAUUGCUGAUCCAGGAUUUUGUAAAGUUUGGGUUUCAAUCGUCGAUGAAAUCAAUUCUCUGAUCUCCAGUUCUUCAAAAUGUCCGGGACUCCAGAAACCUUAUUCAUAGGUCGAGCUUCGUCGCCGACCGCUAGCGUAGCCACCGCAUCCGCCGCCGGCAAUCACUUUAUUUCCCGAUGGUACAGCUCCUCCGCCAAUGCGUGCCGUGGUUUCUGGCACGACGCUGCUUUGAUUGUACCUUCGAUUCUGUUUAUACUGUACCUAGGGUUUCAUGCAAAGAGGAAUAUAAAGAAGCUUAGGAACCGUGGGUCUUAUGUAAUGAUUGCAUAUUAUGCUCUAUUGUGGUUUGCUACUCUGGUAAACUUUGCCUGGUCAUCCCUGCAGGCAUGGCAGUGCGCUCCUGGAAAGGAUGUUGCUUGGAAUCUUUUGUCAUUGUUGGCAGCCUCUGGAAUGUUAUGUUUAGAGAUUAGUCUAAUGUCCUUCUUACUUCACGAGAAUUAUGCCACUGGAUUGGAAACUUUAACACGCACUUUCUUUGUGUCUGGCCUUUUCGUUGGCGUGGAUGUUCUAUUAAAGGUAAUUCUUGUAUUUGGAUUUAGGAUUCCACUUUUCGUUGAUGUUGGAUCAGCAAAUGGAGGAAAAUGGGCCAUAUGGUUUACCUAUAGGCUUCUGCUAACUGCAGCUUAUGGGUACAUAUAUUUUGUGCACUUCUCGAAGUGGAGAGAUAAUCUGCCUCCAAGGCCAGCCUUCUACAACUAUGUCAUAGUUAUGUUCGCAACUAAUGUGGCAGUAUUGUUUGCUUGUGGGCUUGGUGUAUUUGGGAUCGGCUUUGGUUCCUGGUUAUAUGAUUUGAGCGUUAUCUGCUAUCACUCUCUGUAUCUUCCCUUUAUCUAUGCUACGUUUUUGGCCGACUUCUUUCAGGAAGAAGAUUGGCUUCUGGAUGAAGCAUACUAUUCAGAGAUGAAGGAUGCUGGAUUCUUUGAUGCUGAUUGGGAUUAGGAUAUUGCAACUCGUAUAUAUAUAAUAAUAUAUACUCCGUAGUAUAAUUGUGAAUAUUAUUAUCUAUUGGAGAGAAAUGGGCACAACCCCCCUAGUCUGGGAAGGCCUUUUCUGUACGUAGAAUGACCAUUCGAUGUUGCAAAAUAUAUCAACUGUAAAUCACUGUUAUGAUUUCAAUAAUAAGUCCCAUAUGCGAAUGCCAAA
This is a messenger RNA of Ipomoea nil (Japanese morning glory), 1320 nucleotides long. Its product is annotated as transmembrane protein adipocyte-associated 1 homolog. The record is from RefSeq and is a predicted model, not a curated record. Gene Ontology annotation, cellular component: plasma membrane. Gene Ontology annotation, molecular function: G protein-coupled receptor activity. The transcript has 6 exons. Gene Ontology annotation, biological process: G protein-coupled receptor signaling pathway. NCBI's taxonomy places the organism in Eukaryota, Viridiplantae, Streptophyta, Magnoliopsida, Solanales, Convolvulaceae. The coding region runs from base 196 to 1116 and encodes 306 amino acids.